AUGGCUAGAAGAAAGGAUCUUUCUUCCUUUGAGAGGGCAGCCAUACUUCAAUUUCUUCUUGAAGGGAGCAAAAACGGCAAACCGGGCAGAGGGAAGCUCACUGCAGCGGUGCAAAAGUGGAAGAGUUCCCGCCGGACCAUUAGUCGACUUUGGGCAGCUGCAAAAAAGCAAAAAGAUCGUGGUGAGGUAAUUAGUUGUUUGAGUAAAAAACCUUCAAAUCCAAGAAGAAAAAGGGUAGAAAUUGAUUUAGGAUUAAUUGCUAGCAUAGACUUGACAAAAAGAUCUACAAUUAGAAGGCUAGCAUGUGGGAUUGGAUGCAGUAAAACAACAGUUGGCAGGUGGAUUCAAUCCGGGCUGAUCAGAGCACACACAAAUGCAAUCAAGCCUGAUCUUACGGCUCCAAACAAGUUACUUAGGCUACGGUUUUCCUUAGAAGCUCUAGAAUGGGAUAGGAUUGUUAGGAGUUUGUCAUUUAAAAGCAUGCACAACACAGUCCACAUUGAUGAAAAGUGGUUUUACAUCACAAAAACAUCACAAAGGUUCUACCUCACCCCUGAAGAGACAGAACCGCAUAGGACAUGCAAGAGCAAAAAAUUCAUCCAAAAAGUCAUGUUCAUGUGUGCUGUGUGUCGGCCAGUGUUUGAUGAUGAUGGCAGCUGCUUGUUUGAUGGGAAGAUUGGAAUAUUUCCAUUCACAGAAUUAGUACCAGCCAAAAGGAAGAGCAAAAACAGGGCUGCAGGGACAAUGGAGCUCAAGCCCAUACAAAGCAUCACAAAAGAAGUUGUGAAAGAUUGCUUUAUAAACAAGAUUGUUCCUGCUAUUAAAGCAAAAUGGCCAGCAAAUGCUAGCAAAACCAUCUACAUACAACAAGAUAAUGCUAGGCCUCACAUACAAGACUCAGACCCAGAUUUCAGAGCUGUUGCUUCAGCAGAUGGAUUUGAUAUUCAUUUGAUAAAUCAACCACCAAACUCCCCAGACACAAACAUCAAUGAUCUGGGGUGGUUUAGGGCAAUUCAGUCCCUACAAACUGAAUCAGUUUGUAACAGUGUAUCAGAUCUUGUGAAUGCUGUGAUUAAUUCAUUCAAUGAAUUAAGCCCAAACACUUUGAACAAAGUGUUUUUGAGCUUACAAUCUUGCAUGAUUGAAAUUCUGAAGGUUAAAGGGAGAAAUAGCUACAAAAUUCCUCAUAUGAGGAAGGAUGCACUAAUUAGGCAGGAUAUGCUCCCAUUGAAUCUCCAAGUUCCAAGUGAACUUGUUAGGGAGUGCAUAUCUUAUCUAAUUGAGCAUGGAGCACUAUCCAUAACUGACUCAUUAAUGCAACAGUUGGGAGUGAAUGCAGGAUGCACCAAUGAGCUUGAGGUGAUGGUGCAUAACCUUCAAAUUCAAGGUCAUGAAGGUUUGUGAUGUGGAAGCAGGAAG
Molecule: messenger RNA, 1419 nt
Organism: Salvia miltiorrhiza (redroot sage)
Lineage: Eukaryota; Viridiplantae; Streptophyta; Magnoliopsida; Lamiales; Lamiaceae
Exons: 2
Coding region: 1-1404 (467 amino acids)
Molecular function (GO): nucleic acid binding
Source: RefSeq, a predicted model, not a curated record